Quercus robur (English oak) is the source of this 2530-nucleotide messenger RNA. Its product is annotated as G-type lectin S-receptor-like serine/threonine-protein kinase LECRK3. The transcript has a single exon. The record is from RefSeq and is a predicted model, not a curated record. NCBI's taxonomy places the organism in Eukaryota, Viridiplantae, Streptophyta, Magnoliopsida, Fagales, Fagaceae. The coding region runs from base 3 to 2360 and encodes 785 amino acids. Gene Ontology annotation, molecular function: protein serine/threonine kinase activity; ATP binding. Gene Ontology annotation, biological process: protein phosphorylation; recognition of pollen.
CCAUGGCUUCCAUAUCCAUUGUUUUCUUAGUCCUGUCCAUAGCCUUUGUGUGUGGAAUGGCUCAACCAAAGCAAGAUAGCUCAAUAAGCAGUAGUGCUUUACUCACCUACCCUGGCUCAUGGCUUUCUCCUUCUAACCGAUUUGCAUUUGGGUUCUAUCAGCAAGGCAGUGGCUUUGCGGUGGGAAUAUGGUUGGUUAGUCAAGACAAUAGAACAGUUGUGUGGACAGCAAAUCGCGAUGAUCCACUGGUCACCUCGAAUGCAAUGGUGUAUUUUAACCGGGAUGGUAAGCUUGUGUUACGAACAGAGCAAGGACAGGAACAGUUCAUUGCUAGUAGUGCAAAAGAAUCCGCUUCCUAUGCAGCCAUGCUUGAUUCUGGUAAUUUUGUGCUUUAUGACACGGAUAACAAGCCCAUAUGGCAGAGUUUUGAAAAUCCUACCGAUACCAUUUUAGGAGGCCAGACUCUGUCUUCUGGAAGUCAACUGUACUCCAGUUUAAAUAAGAGUGACCACUCACCUGGACAGUUUUAUCUCAGGAUGCAGCCGGAUGGAAACCUUGUUUUAUACCCAGUAACCAGUGAAGACAACCCGCCAGAUGCCUACUGGGCUUCUGGUACAUAUAUUCCUGGGGGUGUCCACAAAAACCAACUUUAUCUUGAUUUUAACGGCAGUUUAAUCCUCAUCAAUGAAUCCACUGGAGCAACCGUCCUUACCCUGUAUUCCAAUUUCUAUGGAGGCAUCAACCCCAACAACAACAACAAUACCAUAUAUCGUGCAACUCUUGAUGUUGAUGGAAUUUUCCGAUUGUAUUCUCACACCUACUAUGAGAAUGGCAACUACAAUGUAUCUCGUUUGUGGUCAGCGCCAAGCAAUCCAUGUGAUGUAAAGGGUUCAUGUGGCUUCAAUAGCUUUUGUACGCAAGACAACAACCAAAGCGACUGUCGUUGCCUUCCUGGGCACGAUUUUGUAGACCCCAAUAGAAGGACUCUUGGUUGUGAGAGAAACUUUUCAAGAGCAGGGUGUAGAGGUGCGAAAGAAAAUGCAACCUUUUAUUACAUCAGUACUAUGGAGAAUAUGACGUGGGGAGACAUUCCGUAUUUUGCUGCAGAAAUGUCAAUGGAAGAAUGCAGCAGCUCAUGUUUGGAAGACUGCAAUUGUGGGGCGGCACUCUUCAAGAAUAAUAAUUCCUGCCAGAAACAACAGUUUCCACUGAAAUAUGUUAGAAGAGAUACCGCAGAUGGGCACAUGGCGUUCUUCAAAGUCGGGCACACGGCGCUCUUGAAUCCACCCCUCAUGAUCACAAGAAAAACAGAGAUGGUACAAAUAGUUCUUGAAAUGAUAGGUUUUACUGUUUUGUCAUGUGUUGCUCUUGCAAUCUUUGGCAGAUUCAUUUUCAAAAUGCGAGUUUUAAGGUACAAACGGCUGUUACAUAAUGGUAAGUUGGGCCUGCCUGAGGAGGUAACCUUGAGAUUGUUCACGUACAACGAGCUCAAAAGAGUAACAAAGGGUUUUAAGGAGGAGUUGGGUAAAGGUUCUUUUGGAGCAGUUUACAAAGGUGCUAUAGGCAAAGGUAAAAAACUUGUUGCGGUGAAGCGACUAGAAAAAUUAGUUGAAGAAGGUGAAAGAGAGUUCCGUGCGGAGAUGCGAGCAAUUGGAAGAACCCAUCACAGGAACUUGGUUCGGUUGCUGGGUUUCUGUACUGAGGACUCUAAAAGGCUUCUGAUUUAUGAAUACAUGAGCAAUGGUUCCCUUGCUGACCUACUGUUUGGGGUCAUAUUGCGUCCACAUUGGACUGAGAGAUUGAGAAUUGCAUUGGAUGUUGCAAGAGGAAUUCUCUAUCUACAUGAAGAGUGUGAGGCCCCUAUCAUUCAUUGUGAUAUAAAGCCUAAAAACAUUUUGAUGGAUGAUUGUUGGAAUGCUAAAAUCUCUGACUUUGGGCUGGACAAGUUCUUAAUGCCAGAUCAGACAAGGACUUUCACAGGGGCCAGAGGAACAAGAGGGUAUGUGGCACCAGAAUGGCAUAAGAACAUCCCUAUAUCAGUGAGGGCAGAUGUUUAUAGUUAUGGGAUUGUGCUCUUGGAAAUUGUAUCUUGCAGAAAGAACAUAGAUGUUAAUGCAUCCGCUGAAGAGGAGAUUGUCCUUCCUUCUUGGGCCUAUAAGUGCUUUGCUGCUGGAGAGUUAAAUAAGCUUGUUAGUGGUGAAGAAGUAGAUAAAAUGAGCUUGGAGAAAAUGGUGAAGGUGGGACUGUGGUGUAUUCAAGAAGAACCAGCUCUUCGUCCCUCUAUGAAGUGUGUUGUCUUGAUGUUAGAAGGUAUUACUGAAGUACCAGUUCCCCCAUGUCCAACUACUCCCUCCAUGUAAUCGAUUUCCCCUAAAGUUUAAAUUUUUGUUUCUCAUUUGUACAAAUAAGUGGUGACACAUUAGAAGGUAUUACUGAAGUACCAGUUCCCCCAUGUCCAACAACUCCCUCCAUGUAAUCGAUUUCCCCAAAAGUUUAAAUUUUUGUUUCUCAUUUGUACAAAUAAGUGGUG